Molecule: messenger RNA, 1406 nt
Organism: Sorghum bicolor (sorghum)
Lineage: Eukaryota; Viridiplantae; Streptophyta; Magnoliopsida; Poales; Poaceae
Product: NAC domain-containing protein 21/22
Exons: 3
Coding region: 163-1092 (309 amino acids)
Biological process (GO): regulation of DNA-templated transcription
Molecular function (GO): DNA binding
Source: RefSeq, a predicted model, not a curated record
CUGAAACUGCUGAAGACGCCACCAUCUUCGUCCCUGUUCUUCUUCCUGCCACCAUCUUCUUCCCUGUUCUUCUGCCUCUCGUCGCCCAGCUCCCAAGCCUACGUCGUCAAGAACGGCAGGGCGCGUGUGUGUAGCAGUAGCCUACGGGCUCGGAAAACCACCAUGAGCUUGAUCAGCAUGAUGGAGGCGCGGCUGCCGCCGGGGUUCCGGUUCCACCCCAGGGACGACGAGCUCGUGCUGGACUACCUCUGCCGCAAGCUCUCCGGCAAAGGCGGCGGUGGCGGCGGCGCCUCGUACGGUGGCAUCGCCAUGGUCGACGUCGACCUCAACAAGUGCGAGCCGUGGGAUCUUCCAGGCGAGGCGUGCGUGGGCGGGCGCGAGUGGUACUUCUUCAGCCUGCACGACCGCAAGUACGCGACGGGGCAGCGGACCAACCGCGCCACGCGCUCCGGCUACUGGAAGGCCACGGGCAAGGACCGCCCCAUCUCCAUCUCCGGCCGCCGCCGCGGCGGAGGCGGCAACGGCGCCGGCGCGCUGGUCGGGAUGCGCAAGACGCUGGUGUUCUACCAGGGCAGGGCCCCCCGCGGGACCAAGACCGAGUGGGUCAUGCACGAGUUCCGCGUGGACGGCCCGGCCGUUGCCGACCGCCCCGGCUCACCUCUCCAGGAGGAUUGGGUCCUGUGCAGGGUGUUCUACAAGAGCCGAACUACCACCACAAGACCGGCGGCAGGCCCCGACGAGGCCGGGCCACUGUCCAGCGAGCUGAUCGGCCUGCCGAUGCCGCAGAUGGCCCCUGCCGGCGACGCCUACCUGUCCUUCGACAACACACCGGCGGCGGACGGUGGCUACUACUACCACCACCAAGACGCCGACCUCGCGGACGCGCACCACCACCUGCCGCUGCCGGCGAGUAGCCUGUCGAGCUUCCGGGACCUGCUGAGCAGCAUGGUGGAAGGCAGCGACGCCGCCGUCCGGGGCACGACGGAGCUCCACCUGCAGGGCUGGACGGAGGCGGCCUACGCGCAGCAGCAGGGCGGCGUGAUGUCGUCGCACUCGCAGCAGACGUGGAACCCGUUCCUGAGCUCUGGAUGACGGCACACAGCUGAGCUGGGCUAACGUGUGCUGUGUGCAUGGCAGGCUUCGCGUCUGUAGUGACUAGUGAAUAGUGAGCAGUUUGCUUUGUCUUCUUUGGUUUCUGUAACUUUUGAUCUGCUUACUGCAUAUGAUCUCUGCCGUUUGUUAGCCGUAGGGUAGAAACCCACACACAACGGAUAGGUGGAAUGUCUUGGUGACUAUUAGCGCAGUAACUUUUGUACAAAGGAUUGUUGCAGAAAAUUGCUCCUUGUUUUUCCACCUAUAUAUACUACACAAUCUAUCCCUAAUUAUAAGACAUUUGACUUUUUUCA